This is a messenger RNA of Diabrotica virgifera virgifera (western corn rootworm), 2196 nucleotides long. RefSeq names its product E3 SUMO-protein ligase KIAA1586-like. Lineage: Eukaryota; Metazoa; Arthropoda; Insecta; Coleoptera; Chrysomelidae. Bases 1 to 2196 code for a protein of 731 amino acids. Gene Ontology annotation, molecular function: protein dimerization activity. The transcript has a single exon. The record is from RefSeq and is a predicted model, not a curated record.
AUGUCAUUUUUCGAAGUAGGGAAAAAAGAACCAACUUCUGUUUCUCCUUCAUCAUCAGCUACAGGUGAGGAAAGUAAAGAUAAUUUAACCGAACAGUCUAAUUCAAUUGAACGUUGUCCUAAACCGGAUGAGUCUGAUAGACUUAUAGUCACUAAUUUAAAAUGGCCAUCUAUUUGGAACCAAGAAAUGUGGGAGCGAAAAAAACAAGCUUUUCCUUGGAUUGAUUGUAGGGAAGGAAAACUUGGAUGUAGUGUUUGUAAACACGUGUCGCACUUGGGUGCUAAUAAGACAGAGCGCUCCAGCAUUGCAAAAGAAUGGUGUUCUUACCAAGUUACUUCUAAUGGUAAAACUAAGGCUGCUCAACUCAGAUCGCUGAGAAAAAAAAUGUUCAUCCACAAAACAACCUCUAGUCAUAAGGCAGCCAAAAAGAUUAUUGAAGUAAGCAAAUCCCAAACUAUUGAAAAAGUCACAGAUGUCAUGAAUGUUUCGCACCUCGAAACAACAAAAGUUAUUUUCAGAACUGCUUACUAUCUAGCCAAGAGCAAUAGGCCUUACUCAGACUUCUUUGACCUGUUAGAAUUGCAAAGAAUGAACAAUGUUGAUGUUGGAAUCGGGCUACAUUCUAGAAAUACUGCUGUAGAAAUAAUUGAUCACGUUUCAAGUGAAAUGAAAUCAAAAAUUAUCAAGUCAAUUUUAAACAUUUCGGGUAAAAUAUCAGUUAUUAUAGAUGAGUCAACAGCUGUAGGCUCAAAAUCUAAUCUAAUAGUGUAUUUAAAAUGUGAAUUCAGCAAAGAGCAGAAUCCUCAUUUUUUGUUCUUAGAGUUGAUUGAACUGAGCAGUCAAACAUCUCAGGUAAUUGUUGAAAGUUUGCUAAGCUGUUUGAAAAUAAGCGGAUUUGAUGAUGAUUACUUGAAAGAAAAUUUUGUUUCAUUUGCAAGUGACGGUGCCAGCGUCAUGUUGGGUAAAAAAUCAGGUGUAGCUGAAAGAUUGCUUGAGAUGUACCCAGAUAUUAUUGUUUGGCAUUGCAUGAAUCAUAGACUAGAGCUAGCCUUAAGUGAUGCAGUUGAUGAAGUUGGGGCCGUAAAUCAUUUUCAAAUAUUUAUGGAUAAAAUAUACUCCACUUACAGUAAGUCACCGAAAAACCAACGUGAACUCUCCGAGUGUGCCUCAAAGCUGGAACAACAACUCCAAAAAAUUGGAAAAGUUUUAGGGACUCGAUGGGUUGCAAGUUCCUAUCGUGCAGUUUCGGCUGUGUGGUAUGGUUACUCUGCCAUUUACAACCACUUUGAAAAGGCGAAGACAGACAAGAACAGAAGUUCUACUGAAAGAUCUAUGUACUGUGGCCUAUCAAGGCAAUUAUCAUCAUUACAGUUUCUGUUAAAUUUAGCCAUUAUGUAUGACAUUUUGGCUGAACUUUCGAUGCUUUCAGAGGCUUUGCAAAACAGAGAAACUACUGUUGUUUAUGCUGAUAAAUUGAUCAGAAGAAGCAUUAGAUUUUUUGAAACUCUGAAAGAAACGCCUGGAACCAAGAGCCUUGAGGCUUACAUUGCUGAGAAGGACGGUAAUUUCAACAAUGUCCCCAUUACAAACAAUCCAAAAAUUGCGACCAUCAAUCACAAACAAGUGAUAACAAGUGUAAUAAACAAUUUAACUAGAAGAAUGUUUACUACUAAAUCCAGUCAUGAGUCAAAAUCAAGCGCCUCUUCAAACUGUAAGCAACAAUACGAUUCUCUUCUAUCUGAUUUAAAAGUACUGGAAACUGAUCAGUACCCAACUGACAAAUCAGUACGAUAUGGGGAAGAACAAAUUCAAAAUCUCUGCAAAAGGUUUAAGCUUAACAAAGCGAAAAUAACAAACUGCUUUCGAGAUUAUAUCGAAGCCAAUUCACCUUCUAGAAUACCAAAAGAUCUCAUCCCGUUGUUGAACUGCACUAAACUGAUUCCAUGUAGUUCGUCAGAAUGUGAACGAGGUUUUAGUCUCAUGAACCAGAUAAUGACUGAUUUGCGAACUAGACUCUUAACCAGACAUGUUUCAAGCCUUAUGUUUAUAAAACAACAUGGACCAAGUAUAACCGAGUGGAAUGUGGAGCCCUAUGUGAACACCUGGUUGAGGAGACACCGCACAGCAGACGACACUAGGACACGCACGGCAAAACCUUAUCCGGAAGAAGAAAAUCCAUUUGUUCAGUUUUUGUAA